This is a messenger RNA of Mobula hypostoma (lesser devil ray), 2999 nucleotides long. It is a transcript of the gene dlg3, whose product is annotated as discs, large homolog 3 (Drosophila). Gene Ontology annotation, biological process: establishment or maintenance of epithelial cell apical/basal polarity; embryo development; receptor clustering. Gene Ontology annotation, molecular function: kinase binding. The transcript is spliced from 21 exons. The coding region runs from base 171 to 2732 and encodes 853 amino acids. The record is from RefSeq and is a predicted model, not a curated record. Lineage: Eukaryota; Metazoa; Chordata; Chondrichthyes; Myliobatiformes; Myliobatidae. Gene Ontology annotation, cellular component: basolateral plasma membrane; postsynaptic density membrane; neuromuscular junction.
UCCGCUGACAAGGUCUGCCAUUAACAGCAAGAAGCAGAAAAAAGAAGAGACAAAGAACAGGGACUAUUUCCUUCUGGAUUGAAAAUAAAAAGGAAGCAUUUGAUUUUUUUUUUCAUUCUGACUCCAAAGGUGGAAAAUAAUAAAAUUUUAAUUCAACGAUAGUGUCGGUCAUGAAAGCAAAUUUGCACAAGAACCAUCACUGCUGCAAGUGCCCAGAGUGCUAUGAGGCGACCAGGAUGGCAGCUCUCCGACGUAUGGAACCACAGAACUACACUGAAUGGCAGCACGAACCGUAUGGAUAUGGUGGCUUCAGUUCCCAGACACUGCCAUCUUCAACAGCAGCUGCCGGCAGGAAUAAAACCAAGCUCAUCCCAACCUCCCGUGAUAGUGGGCCGAUUAAAAGCCAAAAUAAGAGCGUACCUAAGGUGAAUGGCAACAGUGGGGGAUGGUGGCCAGAGUGUACUUGUUCUACACGUGACUGGUACGAACAGGCAAACCCUCCUCCCAUUAUUGUGAAUGCUGAUUCCCUGGAUAGUGGACCUUAUGCUAAUGGAAGUGAUGGAAUGUACAAAUAUGAAGAAAUUAUCCUGGAACGUGGUAAUUCAGGCCUGGGGUUUAGCAUCGCUGGAGGAAUCGACAAUCCUCAUAUUCCAGAUGAUCCAGGGAUCUUCAUUACGAAGAUCAUUCCUGGUGGGGCUGCUGCUAUGGAUGGACGACUUGGGGUCAAUGACUGCGUGCUACGAGUCAAUGAUGUGGAUGUCUCUGAAGUUGUUCACAGUAAAGCAGUGGAGGCUCUGAAAGAUGCAGGACCUGUUGUUCGACUCUUAGUCCGCAGAAGGCAGCCAGCUGCAGAGGCUAUAUUAGAAGUGAAUCUUCUAAAAGGACCCAAAGGCCUAGGUUUCAGUAUUGCUGGCGGGAUUGGAAAUCAGCACAUUCCUGGAGAUAACAGUAUCUAUAUAACCAAAAUCAUUGAAGGUGGAGCAGCCCAGAAAGAUGGUAGGCUGCAAACAGGAGAUCGGCUACUUGCCGUGAAUAAUAUCAGCCUGCAGGAGGUACGGCAUGAAGAAGCUGUAGCAGCUCUCAAGAACACUUCAGAUAUGGUCUAUCUGAAAGUUGCUAAGCCUGGCGGCAGUCACCUUAAUGAUGUAUAUGCACCUCCUGACUAUGCUAGCACAUUUUCAACCCUCACAGAGAAUCAUGUGAACACUGGUAUGAAUUACAUGGGUGGAGUUGAGAGCAAACCCACAUAUCCACUGCCAGCAAUCACAUCAGGACGUUAUUCUCCAGUUCCUCGGCAUGUCAUGGGAGAUGACGACUUCACAAGAGAGCCAAGAAAGAUUGUUCUCCACAAAGGAUCAACGGGUUUAGGCUUUAACAUUGUCGGUGGCGAAGAUGGUGAAGGGAUCUUUGUUUCGUUCAUUCUGGCGGGUGGCCCAGCGGACCUCAGUGGAGAGCUACGAAGGGGAGAUCGGAUAUUAUCUGUAAAUGGUGUUAAUCUACGGAGUGCUACACAUGAACAGGCAGCAGCUGCGCUCAAAAGAGCUGGUCAGACGGUGACUAUCGUAGCUCAGUACCGACCUGAAGAGUACAGUCGCUUUGAGUCCAAAAUCCAUGACCUUAGGGAACAGAUGAUGAACAGCAGUAUGAGUUCUGGAUCUGGCUCCCUGCGGACUAGUGAAAAACGAUCACUUUAUGUCCGAGCUCUCUUUGACUAUGAUAGGACCAAGGACAGUUGUCUGCCGAGCCAAGGACUGAGCUUCCUGUAUGGUGAUAUUUUACACGUCAUUAAUGCCUCUGAUGAUGAAUGGUGGCAAGCACGACUUGUUACACCUCAUGGUGAAAGUGAGCAGAUUGGUGUCAUACCCAGCAAGAAACGAGUUGAGAAAAAAGAGAGGGCAAGAUUAAAAACGGUAAAAUUCCAUGCCCGUCCUGGAGUAAUUGAAAUGAAAGGGUCAUCCAGAACCAAGCGUAAAAAGAGCUUCCUCUUGUCUCGAAAGCUUGCCUUCUACAAGAGCAAAGAGAAUAUUGUGCAGGAGCACACAGGUGACCAUGACCAGUGUAUGACAUCCAACACCAGUGACAGUGAAAGCAGCUCCAAGGGUCAGGAUGAUACUGUUCUAUCCUAUGAGGCAGUAACACGCCUGGAGAUUCAUUAUGCUCGACCAAUAAUAAUUCUGGGACCAAUGAAGGACAGAGUCAAUGAUGAUCUGAUCUCUGAAUUCCCAAAUAAGUUUGGUUCCUGCGUACCUCACACCACCAGAUCAAGACGUGAAAAUGAAAUUGAUGGGCAAGAUUACCAUUUUGUAACCUCCCGAGAGCAGAUGGAGAAAGACAUUCAGGAUAAUAAGUUCAUUGAAGCUGGGCAAUAUAAUGACAAUCUUUAUGGGACAAGCAUUCAAUCUGUUAGAGCUGUAGCUGAGAGAGGAAAACACUGCAUCCUUGAUGUGUCUGGGAAUGCAAUUAAGAGGUUACAGCUUGCACUACUGUAUUCUAUUGCCAUUUUCAUCAAACCAAAAUCUGUUCAAUCCCUCAUGGAAAUGAAUAAACGACAAACUGAAGAACAGGCAACCAAAACUUUUGAGAAAGCAUUGAAACUGGAGCAGGAAUUUGGAGAGUAUUUCACAGCCAUUGUACAGGGAGAUUCAUUAGAGGAGAUAUACAACAAAAUUAAGCAAGUCAUUGAAGAACAGUCUGGUCCCUACAUCUGGAUUCCUUCAUCUGAAAAACUCUAAGCAUGUCCCAAUGUUUAGAGAGAAGAUGUUGAUGGGGGAAAUGUAUCCCCCUUUUAAGAUAUGUUGCAUAUCAAGUUUUAUCUUUCUCAUUAUGUUAUUAUGAAUCCUCACCGUCGCUGUGGCUGUUUCCAUACUGCAUGGUUUUUAUGGAAUUCCAUCAACAACAUGGAAAUGCACACCUGAGUAUUUUAAAGAACAUCUUCAGGAAACGGGACCAGGAUUGCAUUGACUUUGUAUGUUUGUAUUACCUGAAGAUCAGCUACGACA